Molecule: messenger RNA, 1212 nt
Organism: Actinia tenebrosa (Australian red waratah sea anemone)
Lineage: Eukaryota; Metazoa; Cnidaria; Anthozoa; Actiniaria; Actiniidae
Product: beta-1 adrenergic receptor-like
Biological process (GO): G protein-coupled receptor signaling pathway
Cellular component (GO): membrane
Molecular function (GO): G protein-coupled receptor activity
Source: RefSeq, a predicted model, not a curated record
UUAAAUUAGACCAUAUUUUAUUGGCGGAUUGUAAUCGCACUGGCUUAUUGCUUUUGGAACGUCUUUAAUAACACUCAUACGGAUUUGACUCCAGAAGAGGAAUUAGAGGAACCAUUAAAUUAUGUCCGAUUCAUAUUGUUCUGCCAAUCUUGAAUGGAAGCCAUUGAUCGUGUUCGUUUUGCUUCAUUCCUUGUCGGGAAUAUUCGCCUUCUUUGGCAAUGCAGUGGUCCUUGUAUCGAUCAUCAAGACGCGCUCUCUACAAACCUUAUCCAAUUUCUUCCUUGCUUCUCUCAGUACGGCCGACUUGAUGGUUGGAUUGAUCAUCAAUCCACUUUACAUAACUGUUGUAUCUUUUGGAGUCUGGAUGAAUACUACACACCCCUUGUACAUAAUGGAAAACUUUAUGUGGGUCCAAUCUCUGAUAGCAACUGCCUUCAGUUUAGCAGCUGUUAGUAUAGAUCGGUACAUCGCCGUUACUCGAGUUUUUCGUUACCAAGAAAUCAUAACAAAAAGUCGAUGCAUCACAUCCAUUGUUUUUAUUUGGUUAUUCUCAGUCGCAUUUGCUUCGGUAACUCUGUUUACACCUGAAAACCACGCCGAUUUACUGUGGACAAUGUGUUUGAUAUUAUCAUUCGGGAUUCCAUUCAUUGUCAUAAUAUUCUGUUAUUUCAAUAUCUUGAAAACUUCUCGGUAUCAAGCACGGCGUAUCGCAGUGUUACACAGCCAUGAUGUAAAGAAACGAAAAGAAGUUCUACGAAACCACAAAGCCACCUACACUAUCGCGAUUAUAAUCUUAAUAUUUGUGAGUUUCUUCGCACCUAAUUUUGUGUUUUCCAUUUUAUCUCUUAAAACCGAUAACAAUUGCACUAUGAACAGAAUUUAUCGUAGCUGGUUGUGGUGCAUAUGGGUGUUGUUCACGUCAAGUGCUAUCAACCCCUGGAUAUAUGCUAUACGAAACACAGAGUUUAGAAGUGCUAUGAAACGGGUUUUACGAUUGAAGAGGUCUACUGCUGUAAUCCUCUCUCACGGACACCAGAGAUCUAAGGGGACACAAGCAAUGCAAGCGAACAUAAAGCUGUAAUCAUUCUUUACUCUGCGAAACACGGAGUUUAGAACUGCUAUGAGACGGAUUUUACGAUGAUCGGACAUUUUUAACUGAAAACUGAGCAGAAUAACAUUUUUCUUAUAAUUUAUGUAAAUUGGGAAGAUAAA